This is a messenger RNA of Thrips palmi, 3961 nucleotides long. RefSeq lists its product as uncharacterized. The record is from RefSeq and is a predicted model, not a curated record. Bases 294 to 1334 code for a protein of 346 amino acids. The transcript has 2 exons. Gene Ontology annotation, cellular component: nucleus. Gene Ontology annotation, molecular function: transcription regulator activity. Lineage: Eukaryota; Metazoa; Arthropoda; Insecta; Thysanoptera; Thripidae.
GUUGAGCCGGACGGUCGCCCUCGCCUCGACUCCCGCCGAGCCGAGCCGAGUCGAGCUUCCCGAGAGCAGCGUCGAGCCGUGCCGAGCCGAGCGCGCGGAGCCGAGCCGGCGAGAGAGGGAGGAGGUGGUGGUGUCGUCGCCGCGGUGUGGCGGACGAGCGUCGCGGUGCAAGCCGUCGCCGAGGUGACGCCGAUGCGCGAAGCGCGAACAGUGCCAGUGCAGUGACAACACACUUAUGGGAUUUACCUGCCGCCUUGGACGUCAUUGACAGCUUGGAUACGAACGAGUCUAAGAUGAAGGAGGCCGUGACCGUGGAGAGGUCGGCGAGGCCCACCAUGAUCUCGGCCAAGUACCGCCUCAAGGAGGAGCGCCGACGCAUGCUGAAGCUGAGCGUCAGCAAGCUGCGGCGCAUCGAGGACCCCGAGUCGGCGCUGCGCCGCUCCGUGCUCAUCAACAACACGGUGCGGCGGCUGCAGCGCGAGCAGCGGGAGGCGCGCAACCCCGCGCCCGUCAGCGCCGUCAGCGCCGUCACCGAGGCCAUGUUCGCGGACGCGGCGGUGACGCCGCUGCGCGACGAGGAGCCCGCCGUCAUCACGACGGUCGCCCCCGAGGCCGCCACGCCGAGCCAGGUCCUGGAGGAGCUGGAGGACGUGCUGAGCCAGUUCUACAUGCCGCCCACGCCGCGCAUGAUCACCUCCAUCGACGAGGACGAGGCCCGCGACGACGAGGCCUGCAAGCGGUCCGCGUCGUCCUCGCCGCCCCGCGCGGCCUGCCCCUCGGCCUCGGCCUGCCCCUCGCCCGCCAAGCGCCCCCGCCUGGUGGACCGCCUGGUGGACCGCCUGGACGCGGACGACGAGGCGCGCGCCCUGGCCGACCCCACCAACACCCUGGAGGACUUCAAGGACGAGGUGUACCUGCGCUCCAAGCCGCGCGUGCCGCUGGCCAGCGCGCCCUGCGCCAACGCCUGCGAGGACGCGCUGCGCGCCGACUACUGCAGCAGGCGCUACUCACAGUGCGGCACACACACCGGCCACGACAGGGAAAACAUCGCGCCCUACUUCGGGGGGCUCAUGGCGGCCGACGACUCGCUGGCCGCGGGGCUGGCCGGCGGCGCGGCGGCGGGGCUGGGGGCGGGGCUGGGGGCGGGCCUGGGGGCGGGCCUGGGGGCGGGGGUGAGCCUGCAGCUCCAACACAGCCUGCAGGGCCUGCAGGGCCUGCAGCCCUACAGCUGCAGCCAGGCGCACGGACAGGCGCAGGCCACCCUGCAGUCCGGCAUGCAGCACGGCGUGCACGGCCUGGCCUUCCACGGCCUCAUGGCCACCAUGGAGUCGUGAGGCCUCGGCCCGCCCGGCCACUGCCCGGCCGCCACGCCAUGGCACAGUGCCUUCUCAAAGAAAAGCGUCUUGCCGACGCGCGAUUCGCAAUUUGUACCAAGCAGACUGCCGCAAUGAACCAUAGCUUGACGAUGAUGCCUUUUGUAUUCGCGUUCGGACCAUUCGGACGCGCUGUGUAAAACCAGUUCCCAGCGGGAGUGACGCUCAAAAUGAUCUUAUUUUACCUGUUCCAAGAUUGUUUUGGCUGUUGUGAAGCUUUGCUGCCGCUGGGGUUCCUCAAGUGGACCGUUGGCAAGACGUUUUUCAUUUCCUCGGCGAGACCACGCGAAUGUUCAUAAAUCUAUAUAUCAUUCUAUAUAAAUGCAAAUAUUAUAUAUAUUUGAUUUUGGCUGUGAAGUAAUGUAAGUCUCUCGUCCUGCUGUGAUAUGGCUAACAUGACCUAACGGGUUCUCAACCGCGUUUGGGUUGUUGACAGCCUGAUAAAGGGAGACAACCCCGAGAGCCUGUGAAACUAGUAAGGCCAAUUUUGUUAGAGGACCAAAUGGGAAGAAAAUGGCGAACUGCCGUCACGGACCAUGAUCGGACCACUGUUAAAAUGAAUUAUCUCGAUUCUGAUUCGAAAAUGUAUUAAAUCGGCAUUCUCUAUUGUGUACCAACCUCAAGUGAGAAGUGAUUAAAAAUGAUUUAGGUCUGCAGAGUUUUAUCUGCAUCUUCUAAAAGUGUUUGCUUCCUUUGGUCCCUGGCCUAUGAACACAAGAAAAAAAUUAUUUAAAAAAAUGAGAAUAUACUGAACAAAAGGCACGGAUUUGCUGGUCCAUAGUGACGAACAAUUCCCUGCAACUUAAAUAAUAUCUCUUCCGUAAUUAAUUUAAGUGUUUCAUGAACUUUCCAAUAAUUGUUGUAAAAACGGACGGACCCAACCUUGCGACAGCAGGGCGGCCAAUGCUGCGUGAGCAGUCAGACGAUUUGUUCCAUUUAAUUGUAAACGAAGAGAUUAGUCUAAGUGCCUGAGAUCUGAAAGCACGUCAUCGGGCUUAUCUGCGACUCGGUGACUCUGUGAUCGAGUCUCGAAAGGCUCCGGCCGCGGUGCACACGCCAUGAUUCGGGACGCAGUUUUAGGUCUCGCAAUGGAAGCAAGUAGGAAGGGGAACAGACUGAUUCCAGUGUAGCGCAGCCAGCGUGCCAGGAAAACCAAACGAUGAAUUGUCUAGCGUUAAAAAUCUCUCCGUUCUUUUGGUUAUUGUUUUGUUCCUGGCAGAAGUGUACCCAAGUUUCCCCAUGUGCAAAAAAAAAUCACGCUUGUUUUCCCAUUAGUAUUAUUAUUAUUCAGAGUAACUUGCGGGAACUCGCCGCAACGGUCAUCUUCCUGUUGCCAUCUGCUUUGCGUUUGCGUUGUCCUUGCCGUCCUUGACGGGGGCCGUGUUAUUCAAAAGAGGAGGAAAACUGGCAAACCCUGAAUCCGGUCGCGCUGAGCCGAUCCAUCCCCGCCGCGCUGCCGCCCGCCGCCAAAGCGGAGGACAGCAGUGCGGUGCAGGGCUCAGCCGUCGUGGCUCAGCAGCCAGGCUGGCCCAGGCUGGCCGGGCCCAGCCCGUUAGGAGCACUUGGCCUUUUAUCUGCCAUGUCCUAUCUCUUUUGACGCAAACUGUCUAGCUAGCAGGCACCUGACGAUGGCACUUUCCGUCAACUAUCAGUCAUGGAGUCGACGGCUCCUCCUCAUUACCCCUUCGGCUCCGAGAGGCGCCGCCACGCGCGUCGUGUCGUGUCGCCGCGUCGCCGUCGAGGUGGCGGCCCCCGUGCCUUCGUCGGCUUACGGACGGCCCCCCGUUCGUCCGCACGCUUUCUCGAGGCGCGGCCGCCACCACGCGUCGGCACACUGUAGUUCUAGUGCUAUCUGGCGCACGUGACCGAAGUAGUAUCCCCGAAAGACUGCCUACUUAUUUUCGUAACCUACCUGUAGUGUGUUUGCUUCCUUUUACGGCCAUUUAUUUUGUCAAUUGUCGGUUUACACGGCGUAGUAUGUAGUAGCCUGCGUACGAAACGAACUGAGGAGGAAAGAGGACGGCGGAUCGCACGGGACGUGCCUUAAAACUCGAAAAUGAGGGCUUUCAAUGAAAUGUAAGGGUGACGCCAUGGAGUCGAACUAGUUGUCCGACUCGGACGGGCAACUCUGGCUCGGCGGCCCGCCCCAUUUUUUUUUCCAAUUUCGUGGCUUACUUUGCAAUCUGUUUUGUAAAAUAUGUUUGCGAGGGGUAGAAAUCGCUGAUUUUCCUCCAGCUUUGUAAAUAUUUUCCAACGCAUGAGCAGCUUGGGCACAAGUGUACUAUUAAUGUUAAUCUGUCCCGAUUCGGACGACCAAUGGCGAUAGCGUGUAGAGCAGUUUUCACCAAGUGCUUUCGAAAAUGUGCUGCUUUCUGCGUUCGUGCGGUUCGCUCAGUAUUUUAUAGCAAGAGUGUUUUACAAUGUAUAUCGCUUAUAUUACGACAGCAUUACUAAUGUUCUACAAUCAUAGUUUUAAUAAUUGUUUUACGUUUAUAAUCGUCCUGAACCAAAAUAUGGAAAUGUUACCUGGCAAUAUGAAGGUGCCUCUAAACAACGAAAAAAAUAAUAAAAAGUCGUACCUGAAAAAA